AUGGAUGACCAGGAAGAGGUAUUUAAUUUUGCAAAAGAUGAGUAUGAGAGGAAUGAGUCACAUGACAAGGUUAUUGGACCGAUGGUUUGUUGUUACAGUUUGUCCUUUGAUUCCAAUAUAUCAGAAGAAUCGUAUAAGGGGUUUUUAUAUUUUAAACGUAACGGGAAACCGAUACCUGUGACAUUUGUAAAAGUUGACGGAGUUGAUGGGAAAGAUGCUGCUAGUAGGGCGGAAUUAAUUUUUCAUACGACUUAUGGAGUUAGUGAUGAUGUGGUUUUAAGGCCUCGGAGGCAUUUGUUCAUUAAGCAGAAGCAUUUUGCCAAAAUUCCUGAUGACAUAGAGAUGAGGAAGGGUGUAUGGUGUGUUUGUUAUGAUCGUUUUGAACCUCUCAAUCAUUGGACCGAAAAGGUUCAGUCGGGUGAAAUUGUUCAGUAUGAUGAUAAGGUUAAAUUACCUAUUCGGACUCCUGAUGACCGUCUUCAAGAUUUUUGGCGUAUAUCUAUUGGGAAUUUGAUUCAUUGUGUGCGUAGCAUUCAUGAUAAGGGCUUAUUCCAUGGUGGUUUGCGUAAGCGGUCUAAUUUUGUGUUUGUUGACAAAAAGUUGAAAGUAAUCCACGUUGAGGGAUCCUUGGCUGGCUUGAGUCCUCCUGAACAAGACGAAAGAAAGAAAAAAGAUAUCAUGGACCUUAGGACGAUGUUAGAUUCUUGGUUCAAGAAAAUUUUGGGGUCCAAAUAUAAAUGGAACGAAUGUAGUAGCUUCUUGAAGUUCUUCGACUGUGUUGAGCAUUUGGACUAUCCUGACUGCGUCAUGAAAUUGGCAUCUCAUCCGUUCUUGUUAAGCUCUAAAGAAAGGAUGGGUAUGUUUGCAAGUUAUUAUCGUGAGUGGCAGAAAGUUACUACACGGCAAGAUGUGGAAGAUGCUUUCAAAUCAUCUGAUUUUGAUAAGUUCAAAUCAUGGAACCGUGAUCCUGUCCUUUGUUCUAUGGAUAAAUUUAUGAAAGGAGUUUAUUAUCAUUCUUCUGGCAACUACACUGGGGACGUGGUGAACCUUCUUAGGUACUUGAGGAAUUUGUACAAUCAUUAUUAUCAAUUAAAGGCUUUGACUGUUAAUAUGGUAGAUGUGGACCGUGGUGUUCAAAAGCUGUUUGCUGGGUUUUUAGAGCUCCUGCACAAACAUUUGCGUACAGUUCCGUAG
Molecule: messenger RNA, 1194 nt
Organism: Prunus armeniaca (apricot)
Lineage: Eukaryota; Viridiplantae; Streptophyta; Magnoliopsida; Rosales; Rosaceae
Source: the annotation of a GenBank genome assembly